GUAAUAUUAGGAGGGGCAUGGCGGCCAUUUACAAGUUAAAAAGACUCAGUUUGUAAUAUGAAUAAGUCCGGAGGUGGAUCGAUAUGGUCACUGAAGUGGGGUUUUAAGGCUUCAAGUACUGAAAGAGAAAAACACAACUUCUAACCCCAAACAGAACAAGCUCCAAAGGCCAUGUCUGAAAAACCAAAUAACUUCCCCCCUCUGCCUCGUUUUAUCCCUCUGAAGCCUUGUUUCUACCAGGACUUUGAAACAGAUAUCCCAGAUCUACAUCGAACAACAGCAAAGCGUAUCUACUACCUGUGGAUGUUGAACAGCAUCACACUGGCAGCAAAUCUGAUUGGCUGCCUGGCGUGGAUGAUUGGAGGAGGUGGUGCUGUUAAUUUCGGCCUGGCAUUUCUAUGGCUCAUCCUCUUUACUCCCUGCUCCUAUGUGUGCUGGUUCAGACCUAUUUACAAAGCCUUCAAGACGGACAGCUCCUUUAAUUUCAUGGCUUUCUUCUUUGUAUUCAUUGCUCAGCUGGUGGUCAGUAUAAUUCAGGCAGUGGGCAUUCCAGGCUGGGGAGUUUGUGGAUGGAUUGCAACAAUUAGUUUCUUUGGUACUAAUGUUGGAUCUGCAGUAGUGAUGUUGAUCCCCACCAUCAUGUUUACAGCUGUUGCUGUCUUCUCCUUUGUUGCCCUAUCUAAGGUACACAAGUUUUACCGGGGAGCAGGUGGCAGCAUGAGCAAAGCCCAGGAGGAAUGGACUACGGGUGCAUGGAAAAAUCCUCAUGUGCAGCAAGCAGCACAAAAUGCAGCCCUUGGAGCUGCCCAAGGUGCCGUGAUGCAGAAUGAGCCUCAGUACUCAGCCACACCAAACUAUGGCUAUUCUAAUCAAAUGUGAGAAGAGGGAUGACUGUCGCUAGACCUACAUUCCCUGGGAUCAGAAGGUCCCCACCUAGCCCUUGGCCCCCAGUAGUUCAGUUGUGCUUACAAUUCCUUCACCCUCCCCUACUUACCGUUGACAUGGUGCAUAAGUGACUGUGAUGUGUAUGUGUGCAUCCCAGAGAGAAUAUGCCCUACACAUUUGUUAACAAGAUUUAGCCUUAAUAUUUAGGAACUAGGAAUAUGAGUUCUUAUGUAUUUCAUCAUGCACAUCUUUUUGUGGCACAUCAGACUAAAUACUGUCAUGUCUCAAUCUCAUAUCUAUAUUUUCCUUUUCCCAUUAAUGAUGCUCUACUUACAUACAGAGAAGAUACAAAAAAAAACAUGUUAAGCAAAUUGUAAUUCAUUAUCUUUUAAACUUGAACAGUAGCACAUUUUUACAGUCAAGGUGGGAAGCAGGGCAUUUUCAGGGCAUUAUCAUUUUUUUUUUCUGUUUAUUACUUUUCAAGUAAUGUUAAUGUUCGAUUUGAUUUCGAAUAACCAUUUUGUGAAAGUUACUUUACCUCACUACAUGUGGGAUAAUACUAAGUUCUUGAAAGGUUACAUUUUCGAAGAUUCAAUGUAUGGUGCACUAUAUUGAUACCAACAAAACUUCAAUAUAUAUAUUUUUUUUGUAUAAAAUAUUUUACAUAUUUUUACAAAAAAAACCCAUCCUUUAAGAAGGGUCUGUAAUUUUACAAUGUAAGCCAAGUAAAUGUGAGUAAUCGUGUUGGUAUUUUGUGUGUUUGUGGCAAGGCACACUAUUUCUCUACUGAUGUGUGUAUACAUAUCUGUGUGUGUAAUAUACAUUUUUUUUUUCCUUCAGUCAUCAAGCAGGCCGCAUAAAAGAGACAGACUGAUUACAGCGAUAAAACGCUCAGUUAUUUCCAUUCACACAUCUGUGUAUAGUCAGACACUUGCUAACAAAGAAAAAAAUCAUGUGCAUAUGUAAUCACACACAUUUGAUAGGUGUAUUCUUCUGAAAUGAAGUUUAUUUUUCACUAAGAAAAAUAAGUAUUGAAGGGGAAUCUUUUUAAGUUUGAUCGUACCUGUUAAUUUCUGCUUAUAGGCACUCAAACCGCUAGUAAGGUGCCUCUCAUCUACUUAUAGGCUAUAUAUGCUUUGACAUAUAUCUGUCACUUAAACCACGGAAGGAUUUUAUAUUGGGUUAUCAGUAAUCUAAACAAUUAGGAGCCAGAAGCAAUUUGUUAGAAACCAUGGCUCCCAGAAUCUUUCAGACACAUCAAAAUGUUUAUCACAAUUUUGGUAUGAGUAUGCAGUUGCCUAUUAUAUGUAAGCCAUUAAAGGGACACUAUAUAUACAUAGUGUACGUUGUAUUGCAGAAGAAUAUAACAUUUUAUUAUCUUUUAACCUAUAACAUUGUUAGCUAAAUAUACAUUGUUUUAGAGCAAUCCUGGGACAUAACCCUUGAAAAGCUUUUUCAUAUUUUCUUUUAAUUUUCUUCUGCUGUGGCCAGGUAGGUGUAGAUUUAAAAACCCCAACACAUUAUAUAGUCACUACUUACUGUCCUCAAGGAUACACUACAGAUUCUCUGGGGGCUUUGGGAAAAAAAUACCAUUUAAAAUAUAGGAAAAGGAAGCAAAAUGAAUAAUAAAAGUAAAUAAUUUUAUAUAUGCAUAA
Messenger RNA from Bombina bombina (fire-bellied toad), 2540 nucleotides. It is a transcript of the gene SCAMP5, whose product is annotated as secretory carrier membrane protein 5. Bases 172 to 879 code for a protein of 235 amino acids. Gene Ontology annotation, cellular component: recycling endosome membrane; trans-Golgi network membrane. Gene Ontology annotation, biological process: protein transport. The record is from RefSeq and is a predicted model, not a curated record. The transcript is spliced from 7 exons. NCBI's taxonomy places the organism in Eukaryota, Metazoa, Chordata, Amphibia, Anura, Bombinatoridae.